Messenger RNA from Rosa chinensis, 376 nucleotides. Its product is annotated as cytochrome P450 704C1-like. Bases 4 to 360 code for a protein of 118 amino acids. The transcript has 2 exons. Lineage: Eukaryota; Viridiplantae; Streptophyta; Magnoliopsida; Rosales; Rosaceae. The record is from RefSeq and is a predicted model, not a curated record. Gene Ontology annotation, molecular function: monooxygenase activity; oxidoreductase activity, acting on paired donors, with incorporation or reduction of molecular oxygen; heme binding.
ACCAUGUCUGGAACAAACAAUGAAGAAAGUAUCCGGUUUUCCAAUGUUUUUAAUGAUGCAAACGCAUGUACCCUUUAUCGUCUUGGUGAUAUCUUUUGGAAGAUCAGACGGUUCUUGAACAUUGGUAUGGAAGCAGUGCUAAGAGAAAAUGUGAAGGUGGUGGAUCAAUUUAUAUACAAAUUAAUCAACACAAAGAUUCAAACACUCCAUAAUUUAGAAGAUGAUGAGCUACCUUUAAAGAAAAGAGAUUUUAUCUCCAGGCUUUUGGAAACUAAAGAGACUGAUCCAAAGUACCUGAGAGACAUGGUCCUUACUUUCAUUACUGCCGGCAAAGACACAACUGCUUCUGCUCUUUCAUGAUUUUUUUUUAUAUGAU